Messenger RNA from Sesamum indicum (sesame), 645 nucleotides. NCBI's taxonomy places the organism in Eukaryota, Viridiplantae, Streptophyta, Magnoliopsida, Lamiales, Pedaliaceae. The record is from RefSeq and is a predicted model, not a curated record.
AUGGAGUAUUUGACCGCCCUCAGAGCGAUCGAUGUACACUUUAGCAUUGGUGGUAAUAAUCUACUGGCUAAGAUACAAGUAAAGCCCUCCCUCAAGGAUGAAAUUAAAGAUGCACAGGCUAAAGAUCCAUAUCUACAGAGGAUGAAAGCUAAGGUGCAAAAAGGAAAGAGCGAUCAAUUUAUAAUCCAAGAAGAUGGUACAUUGUUUAAUGGAAAACGUAUAUGCGUGCCGAACGUAAAGGAGUUGAGAAUGGAAAUUAUGCUCGAGGCGCAUUACGCACCGAAUGCUAUGCAUCCUGGCAGUACCAAGAUGUAUUGGGAUUUGAGACCCUAUUAUUGGUGGCCAACAAUGAAGAAAAAUGUGGCAGAAUUGACUAAAUCUGCACAUUUCCUGCCAAUCCGUCAAAAUGAUUCUUUGGAUAAGCUCGCUGAAUUAUAUGUUUCAGAGAUUGUGAGAUUACAUGGCAUUCCUACCUCUAUAGUUUCUGAUACAGAUCCUCGAUUUACUUCUCAUUUCUGGGGAAGCUUGCAAACGGCUCUAGGUACAAAAUUGCAUUUCAGUACAGCGUUUCACCCUAAGACCGGUGGACAGUCGAGAAAGAACGAUUCAAACAUUCGAAGAUAUGAUGAGAGUCUGCGUAAUUGA